CUUUCUGAGCUCUGCCAACUCUCAGAUUUCUGUGUUCUCUUCCUCACUCACUUGUCACUGUAGUAUCUCAUAUAAAUUAGAGCCUUCAAGCAAAACCACCCUUCAAAAUCAUACAUUAAUCGCAUUUUUCUCUUCACCUUUUCCUUCUUUCCACAAAAAUGGUUCCAUCUCAGUUAUCCAAGUAUGGUCUCCUCUUCAUUUCUUGCACCUUUUUCCUUAUCAACUUCUUAACCAUUCCCAUUUCUUCCCUCAACAUAGGAGUUGAAACCACCGGAAUCACUGUCUCUGUGAGCAAAGAGUGCAGCAGAACAUGUGAGUCAAGCUUCUGUUCAGUGCCUCCUUUAUUGAGAUAUGGCAAGUACUGUGGACUUCUGUAUAGUGGGUGCCCUGGGGAAAAACCUUGUGAUGGCCUUGAUGCUUGUUGUAUGUAUCAUGAUAAAUGUGUCCAAGCCAAAAACAACGACUACCUAAGCCAAGAGUGCAGCCAAACAUUCAUCAACUGCAUGCAAAAGUUUAAGAACUCAAGAGCUCCUACAUUCAAGGGAAACGCAUGUCAAGUGGAUGAUGUAAUUGAAGUUAUCAAUGUUGUCAUGGAAGCAGCUCUGCUGGCUGGAAGAGUCUUACACAAGCCCUAGCUAGCUAGCUACAAUUAAUAAUGGUUAUUACUUAUUACCUGCCUCUCAAAGCCUAUAUAUAUGAGGACCUAGCUAAGGUAGACUAGUUUUAGUUUUUGUACGUGUAUUGUUUAUUGUCCUUGGAUUUUUUUUUUUUAAUUAGUUUUGCAUUUUAAUUUCUAUCGUUUUGUUGUUAUUUAACGUUUAGUUUAAUCAAAUUAACUCCAGUGCACUUUUCAUACAUUC
This is a messenger RNA of Glycine soja, 860 nucleotides long. RefSeq names its product phospholipase A2-alpha-like. The transcript is spliced from 4 exons. The record is from RefSeq and is a predicted model, not a curated record. Lineage: Eukaryota; Viridiplantae; Streptophyta; Magnoliopsida; Fabales; Fabaceae. The coding region runs from base 159 to 635 and encodes 158 amino acids. Gene Ontology annotation, biological process: arachidonate secretion; lipid catabolic process; phospholipid metabolic process. Gene Ontology annotation, molecular function: A2-type glycerophospholipase activity; calcium ion binding.